UUCUCUCCCAAUAGAAAAAAAAAAAAAAAGGCACAGACAAAAAAUCAAGUGAAAGAAGAGAGUUGCGCGGUAUCAGCGCGGUAGAGUGGUUCACAAUUUUAUUUCGGCUACAAUGGCGGCAGAUCAGGAACAAUUUCAGCAACUUUUAACAACACUUUUAAGUACAGACAACGAUAUUAGAUCAGCUGCUGAGGAAGCAUAUAAGGGUCUUGCUAUUGAACAAAAAGUAACAUGUUUGGUAAAUGCAAUUUCAACAUUACAUUUGAGCGAAGAAGCUCGAAGUAUGGCUGCUGUAUUGCUGAGAAGAUUAUUCUCAUCAGAAUUUAUGGAAUUUUAUCCCAAGAUACCACCUGAAGCACAAAAACAAUUGAGAGAACAAAUUUUAUUGUCUGUACAAAAUGAACAAUCAACUAAUAUCAGACGUAAAAUAUGUGAUGUUGUUGCUGAAGUUGCAAGAAAUUUAAUUGAUGAUGAUGGUAAUAAUCAAUGGCCAGAAUUUUUACAAUUUUUAUUUCAAUGUGCUAAUGGACCAGUACCAGCACUUAAAGAAAGUGCACUACGUAUAUUUACAUCUGUACCAGGUGUAUUUGGUAAUCAACAAGCAAGUUAUCUUGAUCUAAUCAAGCAAAUGUUGCAACAAUCAAUAUUGGAUUCAUCAAAUUAUGAGGUACAAUUUCAAGCUGUUAGAGCACUUGGUGCAUUUAUAAUAAUUCAUGAAAAAGAAUCAAAUAUACAAAAACAUUUUGUUGAAUUAUUACCACCAAUGUUACAAGUUACAAUAAAAUCAGCUGAAAAUGAAGAUGAUGAAGCUUUAUUAAAAGUAUUAAUUGAUCUUGCUGAAUCAACACCAAAAUAUUUACGUUCACAACUUGAACAAAUAAUGGAAAUGUGUAUGAAAAUAUUUUCAAAUGAAGAUAAAGGUGAUUCAUGGAGACAAUUAGCACUUGAAGUUAUUGUAACAUUAUCUGAAACAGCACCAGCAAUGGUUAGAAAAGUUGGUAGUAAAUAUAUUGCUGCAUUAGUACCACUUGUAUUAAAAAUGAUGACUGAUCUUGAUGAAGAUGAAACAUGGAGUGUAUCUGAUGAAAUUAUUGAUGAUGAUAAUGAUAGUAAUACUGUUGUUGCUGAAUCAGCAUUAGAUCGUUUAUCAUGUGGUCUUGGUGGUAAAACAAUGUUACCUCAUAUUGUUCAAAAUAUACCAACAAUGUUGAAUAAUAAUGAUUGGAAAUAUAGACAUGCUGCACUUAUGGCAAUAUCAGCUGUUGGUGAAGGUUGUCAUAAACAAAUGGAAGCUAUUCUUGGACAAAUUAUGGAAGGAAUUAUUCAAUAUUUACAAGAUCCACAUCCACGUGUACGUUAUGCAACUUGUAAUGCUGUUGGACAAAUGUCAACUGAUUUUGCUCCAAUAUUUGAAAAAAAAUUUCAUGACAAAGUUAUACCUGGUCUUUUAAUGGUACUUGAUGACAAUGCUAAUCCACGUGUACAAGCACAUGCUGGUGCUGCACUUGUUAAUUUUAGUGAAGAUUGUCCAAAAAAUAUAUUGACUCCAUAUUUAAAUGCAAUUAUGGAAAAAUUACAAAAUAUAUUAACAGCUAAAUUUCAAGAAUUAGUAUCAAAAGGUACAAAACUUGUUUUAGAACAAGUUGUUACGACAAUAGCAUCAGUUGCUGAUACAUGUGAAGAACAAUUUGUUGCAUAUUAUGACAGAUUAAUGCCAUGUUUAAAAUAUAUUAUACAAAAUGCAAAUCAACAAGAACAUAAAAUGUUAAGAGGUAAAACAAUUGAAUGUGUUAGUCUUAUUGGUCUUGCUGUUGGUCCAGAUAAAUUUAUGACUGAUGCAACUGAAGUUAUGGAAAUGUUAUUAAGUACACAUUCAGAUGGUGGUAUGGAUUUACCAGAUGAUGAUCCACAAAUAAGUUAUUUAAUAUCAGCAUGGGCACGUUUAUGUAAAAUACUUGGUAAACAAUUUUCACAAUAUUUACCAUUGGUUAUGGGUCCAGUACUUCGUACUGCAGCAAUGAAACCAGAAGUUGCAUUGUUGGAUAAUGAAGAUAUGGAAGGUGUUGAUGGUGAUGCUGAUUGGCAAUUUGUAUCACUUGGUGAACAACAAAAUUUUGGAAUUAAAACAGCUGGUCUUGAGGAUAAAGCAUCUGCUUGUGAAAUGCUUGUAUGUUAUGCACGUGAAUUAAAAGAAGGUUUUGCUGAUUAUGCUGAAGAAGUUGUUAGACUUAUGGUGCCAAUGUUGAAAUUUUAUUUUCAUGAUGGUGUUAGAACAGCUGCUGCUGAAAGUUUACCUUGUUUACUUGAAUGUGCUAAAAUUAAAGGUGGUCAAUAUGUUGAAGGUAUGUGGGCAUAUAUUUGUCCAGAAUUAUUAAAAGCAAUUGAUUCAGAGCCAGAAUCAGAUGUACUUCUUGAACUUUUAUAUUCACUUGCAAAAUGUAUUGAAACACUUGGUGCUGGUUGUUUAAAUCCUCAACAAAUGACUGAAUUAUUACGUAUUAUGGAUAAAUUAAUGAAUGAACAUUUUGAACGUGCUGCAGCACGUCUUGAAAAAAGAAAAGAUGAAGAUUAUGAUGAAGUUGUUGAAGAACAAUUAGCUGAUGAAGAUAAUGAAGAUAUAUAUGCAUUAAGUAAAAUUGCUGAUAUAUUACAUGCAUUAUUUUCAACUCAUAAAGAUUCAUUUUUCCCAUUUUUUGAUCAAAUAUGUGGUCAUUUUGUUAAAUUAUUAUCACCAGAAAGAUCAUGGUCUGAUCAUCAAUGGGCAUUAUGUGUAUUUGCUGAUGUUAUUGAACAUGGUGGUCCAGCAUGUAUUAAAUAUCAAGAAUUCUUUUUACGUCCAAUGAUACAAUAUAUUACUGAUAAAUCACCAGAAGUUAGACAAGUUGCUGCAUAUGGUUGUGGUGUACUUGGACAAUUUGGUGGUGAUGGUUUUGCACAAGCAUGUGCUGAAGCUGUACCAAGACUUGUUGAAGUUAUUAAUGCACCAGAAUCAAGAGCUGCUGAAAAUAUUAAUCCAACUGAAAAUGCUAUAUCAGCUGUUACUAAAAUAUUAAAAUAUAAUAACAAAGCACUUAAUGUAGAUGAUAUGAUUCAACACUGGUUAACUUGGUUACCAGUUAUUGAGGAUGAAGAAGAAUCACCUCAUGUUUAUGGAUAUUUGUGUGAUUUAAUUCAAGGAAAUCAUCCAAUUGUAUUAGGUCAAAAUAAUGAAAAUAUACCGACACUAAUACGUAUAUUUGCUGAAGCAUUUUUCCGUGAUGCAGUACCAACUGAUAAUCCAGUUACAAUACGUAUAUUAAAUAUCGUUAGACAGAUACAAACAAACGAACCAUUGUUUCAACUAUGCAUAGCUGGACUAUCGACUGAUCAACAACGAGCACUACAUGAGGCACUCAGUAAUCAACCGACAAAUUAGCUAUAUUAAUAAAACAAUUGAUUAUAAAAUCAAUUUUUAUGUUAUUAUUUUCCGAAAUUAAAAAUUAAAUUAAAAAAAAAAUCAAUGCAGGUGGCCAUGUAAUACAAAUAAUAAUAAUAAUAAUAGAAUUUUCAAAAAAAAAAAAAAAGAAAAAAUUAUUUAAAGUAAAUCAAUUGUAAUAAAAUUAUUCAAAUAUUUUAAAUCAUUGUCGUGUUGAAUUCCGGUAAAUUAUUAUUUCUUUUUUUUUUUUUUAUAAUUAUUAUAGGUUUAUAUAAUUUUUUCUUUUUUUUGUAUAUUUUCUACUGGCAUUGUCAAAAUAUUUUUUGUGCCUUCUGAUGACGAAAAUAAUAAAACGUAAAUUUAUUAUGUUUAUUAAUCUAAAAUAAUAGUUAUUUUUGAAAAUUUUAAUUUAAAACAUUUGUAAUUGAUAAUUGACAAUGGCCACACGGGUUUGCAUCGACGA
Molecule: messenger RNA, 3878 nt
Organism: Aphidius gifuensis
Lineage: Eukaryota; Metazoa; Arthropoda; Insecta; Hymenoptera; Braconidae
Gene: Karybeta3
Product: importin-5
Exons: 9
Coding region: 113-3415 (1100 amino acids)
Biological process (GO): protein import into nucleus
Cellular component (GO): cytoplasm; nucleus
Molecular function (GO): nuclear import signal receptor activity
Source: RefSeq, a predicted model, not a curated record